Molecule: messenger RNA, 144 nt
Organism: Gongylonema pulchrum
Lineage: Eukaryota; Metazoa; Nematoda; Chromadorea; Rhabditida; Gongylonematidae
Source: the annotation of a GenBank genome assembly
AUGGCACGAAUCGAUUUGAAAGGUUUUGGUGCUUGUUUGUCAACAAAAUCCAACGACAACAAUGACGACGAUCUCGCUGAUUUCGGCUUUGAUACCCUACCGGAUUAUGAUGAUGUAAGUGUUGUUUCGGCCUACUUCUCCUAG